GUCAAACAAACGCAAAUAACACCAAUUAUGUGAAAAGAAAAAGAAGAAGACGACUAUUAUUUAUGAAUAUACAUUUUACAUCCUUAUUUUAAUAUGUGUGAACAAGAAUAGUUCUUGUUGAUUGUGCGUGUUAAUGUCAAGCCAAACGAAGUUAAUUCUAAAAACACAUUGUUGUUGCCGACACUGACGCAUAUUCCAAAGGCGAUAAGCAGGACGCUGAAAUAAAACGUCAGAAGAAUGUGUUAAUUUUAUCAAUAUAGGAAGAAAACACAAGUUUAGGGACGAACGGUAGUUCACCUGACUUACGAUCGUUAAACUGCGGUUUUUCUUUUUUGGUUUGUUUGCCAAUAUGAAUAGUUUAAAGGGUUCCGACGUUCGAGAAUUGCACCGGCCUAAGCAUAAUAAGAAAUUAAAUCGUUACAAAGCGACUUUAAAAUUUCUUAAUACUCCGGAAAAGUUAGAAGAACGCAGCAGGAUUCACGAAAGUCUCAAGAAUUGUAAACCAGGAGAGGAAUUGCAGAGUAUUUUCAAAAUAUUGUCGAUAGAUCACGAAUGCUUGGAACUAAUUUUCGUCCGGAUACGAAACUGCUUAGCAAAAGAGUUAAAAACAUUAACAGAUCAAUUGAAAAUUUUUGCUUUUGGUUCCAUAGCCACUAAUUUGGCACUGAGAGAUUGUGAUAUUGACGUCUAUAUAGAUGUUUCAUCUGUGCAGUUGCAAAGUACUGAGAGCCGACGCAGCCAGCAAAAGUGCGAUCCCCUUAAUCGCAAAAUCUUCAAUCGUGUAUAUAGAGUUUUAAUUAACAGCAAACAUUUCUUGGAUGUUCUUGCGAUCCGUAGUGCCAGGGUGCCUAUUGUCAAAUGCAAACAUAAAGACACGGGUUUCAGCGUUGAUAUUAACCUAAGUUGCCCUAGUAGCGUAGACAGCACUCGCUUUCUGCAGGCUUUAGUUCGUACUGACGUUCGUAUACACUUCCUGCUGUUAUUUUUGAAAAUAUGGGCUAAACAUAUGCAAAUUGUGAAAUACGGUAAUAUGAGCAGCUAUUGUCUAAUCAUAUUGGCGAUAUUCUAUUUGCAACAGCCUCUAGAGAAUUACAACAAUCUGGCAAUUUUAUUGCCAAUAAAGAAAUUGCAAGCAAAUUGCAACGAGCAUCUCGUGCAAGGUGUAAAUUAUGCUUUUGAUAUGGAAAGUAAUGAAAACAAACCUUGCCUACCCCCCUCCAUAACCACCUUUGAAUUAAUCAAAGGUUUUUUUGGUUUUUAUAAAAGUUGUGACUUAUCUUCUGUUGUAUUGUCACCUUAUUUGGGCAGCGCAAUUCCCCGUAACGAUUUCGUCAAUGACAGCAUUAACUUCUUCGAGUAUCAGAAUCAGUUGCUUACUACGAGUCAAUAUUUUAAUAAAGAUCCUGAACAACUUCGAAUUGAUACUCGUCUUUGCGUUCAAGAUCCAUUCUGUCUUACUCAGAAUGUGGCAAAAUCUAUAAACGGGACUAAUACAGAAUAUUUUGAAUAUUGCCUGGCUAAUGUUUUUAGUGUUUGUCAGAACAACGAUAACAUGAUAGAAUUGUACGAGAAACUCAUCUUCGAUUUACACGAUCCGUUUGAAAUCUUACCAAUGAAAGUAAACGAAACCAAACAUGUUGAGCUAAGCGAAGAAGACUUGAAUGGCAAAUCGGAAAAACCACAACAGCUUGAUAACGAGAAGCAACAGCAUGUUAGCUUUGUAUUCACCCCCAGUCGCAACGAUAUUAAAGCUAUAAUUGCGCAUAAAGACUAUUCACAGAGUUUGGACGAUAAUCUGCAAAUCUUUAAAUAUUGGUCCAAGUGUUAUACCAAAGCAGUUGAAAUUAUACUUUCGCAAUUGUAUCGUUUAGAACUCAACGAAAAUUCAACGCAGCAAGAAGAAAACCGAUCACCGAUCAAGGACAGUGGCAAAUGCGAAGACAUAAAAUCAUGGUUCAUUUCGGGUUCGAUUGACUUAUGGACUAGCCGUUAUCAUCAGAAAACACACGAUCGAACAUUCAUGGAAUAUCAUAUGGAUCAAACUGAACGUUUAUACAAAGCCCGUGCUCAAAAUCCAUUAUACUCUGUGGAUAUCAAAGCUUUGCUAACUCUUACGGUAGCAAUGAAAUAUCAAAGCAUUGAAUUAAGGCUUCAUUUACCGAACGAUUCAUCAGAACUUAUUUUAAACAAAAAACAUCCGCUCAAACGUUUCUUUAACAUGUUGAAAUGCACAAUUGCAAAUUUUAGCCUUAAAGAAGCUUUACAAUCGUCAUUAAUUUCCUAA
Glossina fuscipes is the source of this 2284-nucleotide messenger RNA. Its product is annotated as speckle targeted PIP5K1A-regulated poly(A) polymerase-like. The record is from RefSeq and is a predicted model, not a curated record. The transcript is spliced from 3 exons. The coding region runs from base 350 to 2284 and encodes 644 amino acids. NCBI's taxonomy places the organism in Eukaryota, Metazoa, Arthropoda, Insecta, Diptera, Glossinidae. Gene Ontology annotation, molecular function: RNA uridylyltransferase activity.